AUGAAACUAUCAGCACUUACUAGACCGACAAAAGUAGUCGUACGGAACGGUAUCAGAACACUCCUCACCACCACUACAUCAACCGAUUCGGCACCUCACGCAUAUCUCCGACCAUACCUACAAAGCAAAGAUGAAGCUCAGCCAGAGAAUGAGGGAUUGGAAGGUGUGAUGUGCUUAGUGCUUAACAGACCGGAAACCAAGAAUGCUCUGAGUGUGAGGAUGGUAGAGGAGAUGAGAGAGGGUAUAGCUAAAUUGGAUUCAAUGCCUAUAUCCUCAGCACGUAUAUUGCUCCUCCAUUCUUCCCAACCCAACUUAUUCUGUUCGGGUGCAGAUCUCAGAGAGAGGCGCACAAUGUCUGCAUCUCAAGUAUCCUCUUUCCUCGAUUCUCUGAGAGAUAUGCUGAGGGAAUUAGAAGGGAUCAAGAUACCUUCUAUAGCUGUGAUCGAUGGGUAUGCUCUGGGUGGAGGAGCCGAAUUGGCUCUAGGGUGUGAUCUGAGAGUAGGAGGCGAAAACACCAAAAUAGCCCUGCCAGAGACCAAACUCGGUAUCAUUCCUGGAGCAGGUGGUACCCAGCGUCUAACUCAUCUGGUCGGGGUAUCAAAAGCCAAAGAAUUGAUAUAUACAGGUAAACAUAUAGAUGGAGUCGAAGCUGAACGAAUAGGAUUGAUCAAUGCUUAUUCCCCUCAGCCAUUCCAAUCUGCACUUUCGCUCUCCCGACAAAUCAUAUCUUCCGCACCACUCGCUUUGGCAUCUGCUAAAACCGCUAUCACCUCCGCCACAAGAUUAUCCUUAGAAGAUGGGUUGGAUCUAGAAAGAAGAGUGUAUAAUAAAUUGCUAGAUACGGAAGAUAGACAAGAGGGAUUGAAGGCGUUCAAGGAGAAACGGAAAGCUGUAUUCAGCGGGAGAUAA
This is a messenger RNA of Kwoniella botswanensis, 909 nucleotides long. RefSeq lists its product as uncharacterized. Lineage: Eukaryota; Fungi; Basidiomycota; Tremellomycetes; Tremellales; Cryptococcaceae. The record is from RefSeq and is a predicted model, not a curated record. Gene Ontology annotation, biological process: fatty acid beta-oxidation. Gene Ontology annotation, cellular component: mitochondrion. The transcript has 5 exons. The coding region runs from base 1 to 909 and encodes 302 amino acids. Gene Ontology annotation, molecular function: catalytic activity.